Amborella trichopoda is the source of this 555-nucleotide messenger RNA. Lineage: Eukaryota; Viridiplantae; Streptophyta; Magnoliopsida; Amborellales; Amborellaceae. The record is from the annotation of a RefSeq genome assembly.
AUGAAAAAUGUAACCGACUCUUUCGUUUCCUUGGGCCACUGGCCAUCUGCCGGAAGUUUCGGAUUUAAUACCGAUAUUUUUGCAACAAAUCCAAUAAAUCUAAGUGUGGUGCUUGGUGUGUUGAUUUUUUUCGGAAAGGGAGUGUUAAGUGAUUUAUUAGAUAAUCGAAAACAGAGAAUCUUGAGUACGAUUCGCAAUUCAGAAGAACUACGUGGGGGAGCCAUUGAGCAGCUUGAAAAAGCCCGGGCUCGCUUACGGAAAGUGGAAAUUGAAGCAGAUGAGUUUCGAGUGAAUGGAUACUCUGAGAUAGAACGAGAAAAAAGUAAUUUGAUUAAUGCUGCUUAUGAAAAUUUAGAACGAUUAGAAAAUUACAAAAAUGAAAGCAUUCAUUUUGAACAACAAAGAGCGAUGAAUCAGGUCCGACAGCGAGUUUUCCAACAAGCCUUGCAAGGAGCUCUAGAAACUCUGAAUAGUUAUUUGAACAGCGAGUUACAUUUACGCACCAUCAGUGCUAAUAUUGGCAUGCUCGGGACCAUGAAAAAUAUAACUGAUUAG